UACAUUGCCAUGGAUUCAUUUCUUGCUAUCUCAUUGGUUUUCUGUUUUGCUAUUUCUGCCUGUGCACAAUCCAAAGGUGGUGGAGGUCGUGGUGGAAGAGGACCUGGUGGACCCCCACCUCAGGGAGGAUGGGGAGGCAAUGGUCGACCCCCACCUCAAAGAGAUCCGCAUGGAGGAUGGGGAGGUCCUCCACCUCCAGGAGGACCUCAUGGGAGAUGGGGAGGCCAUGGUGGUCCCCAUGGUGGGCCUGGUGGUCAUAGAGGACCGCAUGGACCACCUAAUAUUUAUGAUAUGUUCCCAGCCUGUGCAAGUUUGGCAGAAUCUAUGAGAACUAAGCAUUGCGAAAUGAUGCAAAGUGGACAAAUUGGCCCUAGAAAUUGCAAAGAGCAAAAUCAUAAAAAAUGCAUGCAAAGAGAUAUGGAAGCAGUGCGAUGCGAGAUUACAGAAGAAACACCAGAGGAGUGUAUGGACCAAAUAAUUGCAUUCAUACAAGGCGAUAUGUGCAAUGGAGGGGGAGGAGAAGAAACUGACGGGGAGCCUUUGGACCCCACCACGAACGAAAGAGCGAUUUCUCCAAGAAAAUAAUUACAGAAAACUAAAGGAACUAAAUAUUUAUUUUCUGAUUUGCUAAUUUCAAAUAAGCGUUUGAAAUUUUGCUAAUUUCAAAUAAGCGUUUGAAAUUAUUGAUAUAUUAUAAAGUUACAAAAAAUUAUUUAUGGUUUUGCUUCAUGUACUUUAAGUCAUGUGAUAUUAGUACAAGUGCCAUUUAUGUAAGUACUUUGUAAGCUUGGUUAACAAAAAGUUGCAGUUUUUAUUUUUAUAUUAUCUUUUCUGUAACCCUUUAUCUGUUAUUAAAGAUUCUUGUUCUAUCUUUAA
Molecule: messenger RNA, 876 nt
Organism: Argiope bruennichi
Lineage: Eukaryota; Metazoa; Arthropoda; Arachnida; Araneae; Araneidae
Product: pulmonary surfactant-associated protein A-like
Exons: 3
Coding region: 10-585 (191 amino acids)
Source: RefSeq, a predicted model, not a curated record